Messenger RNA from Spizellomyces punctatus DAOM BR117, 3744 nucleotides. RefSeq lists its product as uncharacterized. Gene Ontology annotation, biological process: retrograde transport, endosome to Golgi; Golgi to vacuole transport. The record is from RefSeq and is a predicted model, not a curated record. NCBI's taxonomy places the organism in Eukaryota, Fungi, Chytridiomycota, Chytridiomycetes, Spizellomycetales, Spizellomycetaceae. The coding region runs from base 77 to 3673 and encodes 1198 amino acids. The transcript is spliced from 11 exons. Gene Ontology annotation, molecular function: syntaxin binding. Gene Ontology annotation, cellular component: GARP complex.
AGCUUGUACUUAAGAUCGUCCCAUGAUCUGCGGGGACUAGUUUCUUCCACGCGCAAAAGCCUAAAUAAGUUGGCAGAUGUCGUUGUUUAGUAAUUUUGGUUUGUCCCGGUCUGAAGCACCGGGACCAAAGAGGUCAUUCUCAACGCCACUGAACAGCCCACUUAGCAAUAUGGCAUCUGCCCCCGCAAAGGAACCUCGCCCGUCACCUUCUGCUGAUAACUUGGCGUCGUUGAAAAAGACUGCCAUACAUGAAAAUCCUCUUGACGAGGUUCUCGAGUCUGAGCAUCCGUGGACCGUGCGGGAUAUCGGGAUAAAUGCUAUAUCGGGUAUCAUCAACGAUCCACACGAGCAAGCAAAAUCAGGACAAAAGCCAUUAAAAGGCAUGGAUAGCAUAGUCCCCGUUACGCCUGCAGUAAUACGGAAGGUGCAAACUUCCGAGUUCGACCCUUACAUCAAGUCGCUUGCGGACGUGUUCGGGAAGUAUCAACUAAACCGAGCUGUGGGAUUGGCCACAGCAACGGAGGGUAUGCCCAUGUUAGGCAGCGUAGACCAGCCGUCACCGUCCUUCGCCAACCUCGAAGAAUUGACGUCGCGACUGGGCGUGGCGGGAACCGAGAAACGAGGGUCAUCCGGACUAUCUGCAAACCAAAAGAACAGGCUACGAAAUGCAAAUGUUGUUUCCCUUGACACUGUUCCCUCUAUAUUUCUAGAGCCCGAAUUCAACCUGAGCAAUCCGCACACUUUUGCCACUGUUUGUGAGAACGUCGAUAUCACGUCCGCAACCAGCUCUGAGUCGACUACAACCAAUGGAAUUUUGCAAGAGAAGUUGUCACAUUAUCUGGAUACCGUGGAAGUGCACCUAAUUAGGGAGAUUUCGCGACGAUCAUCCUCGUUCUUUGCGGCACUAGCAAACCUUCAAGCCCUCCAUCAUGAGACGCAGUCGUGCGUAGCGCAAAUCAAAGGUCUUCGGGAGAAAUUGGCCGGAGUAUCGCGGACGACGACAAAGAAAGGGUUAGAAGUGGUGCGCUUGAAACGAAGAAGAGGCAAUCUUGGGGUGCUAUACGGGGGAGUGAAGCUGGUAGCGGAGAUACGGCAAUCGCAACCGAUGAUACAAAGCUUGUUGGAUCAUGGUGACUUUGUAGCGGCACUGGAUAUGGUUGAGCAUGCCAGUUUGGUGCUGCGGGGGCUUGAUGUGCACGGAAAAGCUUCUAACGCCACUCAAGAACAAUCUGCACUCACCCACGGCGUCAGAUUGGUGCGUAGUACUUCAAUAGUGUCGCAGGCUCUGGACCUCAGACGGGUCAAAGCCCUGGCCAGUUUUAGUGCUCAGCUAGGACACCUUGCACGAACGAUUGGUACGAUGAUGGAAAAUGAGCUGGCAAAAGUGAUUUUGGCGGACGUCCAGGAGACUGUGGCCACCAUGGACGCCUCAAAAAUUUCACCGGGAAUCAAAAAAGCACCGGCAUCGAACUGGGUUCAUAAUAUGCUCAACAACAAGUACUCCUUUAAUGUAUCCUCCCCUGUAACACCAUCAUUUGACCAAAGUCUAACUGUGGACGAAGAACGAUUGAAAAGUCGCUUGCUACCACUGGUACUUGGACUCUUGCGAAUGGACAGGCUCGGAAGCGCACUGCAGCUGUACAAAGACGCUCUCUUGAAAGAGGUGAAGACCAUGUCCAAGAAGUACUAUCCCCCUGUGUUGGCGCUUGAUUCAAUCUCAGGCUUGUCGCCCAUGGCUUCAUCUCCUAUGACUCCAAACACCGAAAACAGUCAACAGCAAAGCCCACUGGCACGGCAGCUUCGCUCGAUGACUUUCGAUGCAUUUUUUGACCUUCUCCUUAUGGUAUAUGUCACCCUCCUGCACGUCUUACAGCGAGUCGCGAUUGUCCACCAAAUCAUCGUAGUAAUAGUAAAGGAAGCGCAAGAGCGUGGGGUAGUGAUAGGUGCCGAUAGCGGGAAACUGCUCGAAACAAGUCCUUCAGAGUCCGUUUCUGAUCAUCCAAAUAAAUUGAAAAAGAAAUUGAGUGAGGAGGAGGACGAGUUCGGAUCCACGGCAACCUUAGAUAUUCAGAACGAAAUGCUGAUGGGUCCGUCGCCUGGCGAGAAGCAGAGCACCUCCUCAGCGGAUGCUGGUGACGAUGGGUCGAGUGCAUCAUCUACCUACGGGCAAAUGAUUUCCGAGUCAUCCGACGUCCUUUUCUCGGCAUCCGAUUUGGCACAUGUCCGGUGCGCCAAGCUAAUAGGGGUACGUUCCGAGCAAAACGCCCAGCUCAACCCUACCGAUUUCUUUCGCCUAUUCGGAGCGACGUGGGAGUUCGUGGGAGGAGGGGAGGCCCUUUGCGGGCGAAUGUGCUUUGGUUUAAAAGGGACGCUCCUAUCUCAGGCGAAAGCUUUCAUAAAUCGCUUUCAUGAAGAAAAGGCAAAGCAAGUAGCUCAUAUAGUCGAAAAUGAGCAGUGGGCACAAGCGGAGGUGCCUGAAGACUUUCAGCAUCUUGUUGAGCAGUUUUUUGCCGUUAGCGUUCCGUCGUCGCCUGAUAAGCAUAGUUCCAGCGAAGAGUCCUUGGAGCGUCAAGAGUAUGAAGAUGAUGGUGACAUUGGGGCUCUCCGUGGCAGUGUUACGUCACCGCGGUCCUCAUUGGUGGGGAUGAAUGCAUCGUCAGGCGGAAGAAGCCAGCGAUAUCUCGUCAUCGACGGACAGAAAUAUAAUGUCGUCGCAUGCGUCCUGCUAUUUUUGAAGAUGCUGACGGAAUACGUUCAGUGUAUGGAAAAUAUUCCCGCUUUGACAACAGAUGUCCUCAAUAGAAUAGCUGAUAUCUUGAAGCUUUUCAAUUCACGGACAUGUCAGGUAAUCUUGGGAGCAGGAGCAAUGCGAUCUGCCGGUCUGAAGAAUAUAUCAGCCAAGCAUAUAGCUUUGGCAGCUCAGUCUUUAGGGGUUGUUAUUGCCGUAAUUCCCCACAUAAAGGAGAGAAUUCAAAGCCACUUGCCUCCGAAGCAGCAGAUCCUACUGGGGGACUUUGACCGACUACUACGCGACUACAAAGAUCAUCAAAGCGAAUUAUACGCCAAGCUCCUGUCGAUAAUGGAGGACUUUUGCCUUGCUCAGACCGAUCGGCUGAAGGCCAUAAAUUGGGAUAAUCCCGAGCCUGCUCAGUUUUCUUCAGAGGAAUCCGCAACUGUGUACAUGCACGAUAUCGUUAAGCAAACUGUCACGCUCCAUAAGGUUUUGACAAGAUAUCUGCCUCUAGACACUAUGCGGGCGGUGAUGACAGAUGUAUUUAAAAGUUACAAUCGAUGUCUGGGUGAUAAACUUAAAGAUAUAGAUCUGUUUACUGGAGCUGGGAAGAAUCGAUUACUGAUCGAUGCACAGUACCUAAUACAUAAACUAUCUGCGCUGGACGGGGUUGAUGGACCAGGGAAUCAUCUCGAGGUAGUAGUCAACAACAUCAAGAUUAAAGAUCGCCGCCAGUCGAUGGCGGCGGUCAGCACCACUGGACGAGCUGCAUCAUCGGAUGGUGGCCCAGGACGACCCGCCGGGACCAGUGCAACACCGCCUCCGCCACCUGCUGGUAAUGCUGCCGCGGCUGCGGCUGGUGCACAACGAAAAUCCAACUUCGCCUCUGCCUUUGGAAAUAUGCUAAAGACCAAGAAUGCCAAUUUACCAGGAGGAGGUUAAUAUAAAAACUUGUAAUAAUGUCACAGUUUUUGAUUGUCACGCAUAUAAUUAUUAGUCGUCAAUGCCUCCAC